AUGCUGUAUGGCUGGGGGCGUACAGAGCAGAAGCGACGUCUGGAGUACGAGUCCGUGGAGUCCAAGUACCACAAGCGCGAGUUCAACAAGAACUGGGACCUUGCCGGUGUGGAGCAGCGUUAUACUGACUUUAUGGUGGUGCGUACCUACUUCUCUCUUGGGACACGUUGGGGGACGUGGGUGUACAACAUGCUUCAAUUCUACGUCCUUGCGAUGCUCCCCGUGUUUGUUUUUAUGCACACGCUACACAAAAAUGUGGAGUGGUAUGACGAGCGUAUUCGCCUUGCCGCCUGGUGGUAG
Messenger RNA from Trypanosoma conorhini, 300 nucleotides. RefSeq lists its product as uncharacterized. Lineage: Eukaryota; Euglenozoa; Kinetoplastea; Trypanosomatida; Trypanosomatidae. The record is from RefSeq and is a predicted model, not a curated record. The coding region runs from base 1 to 300 and encodes 99 amino acids. The transcript has a single exon.